GGAGAACACGAGGCGCCUGAAGGCCAGGCUGCUGCACAGCUCCAUCUUCUCAAAAAUCCUGCCCUGUUGGGAGAGGGAGGACAGCCGGGGCUGUUUCCACCACUGUUAAGCUGGAGUCAGUUGACUGUUGCAGAGCUACUCUGUGUAACACAGGAAAUCCUACGUUCCUUACUGAUGCUUCCGAAAAUGCCGCAUCCUCCAUGGAUGAAGAUGACUCCUCUCUGUUUGCUUGCAGAUGGUUCCCUUGGGAGGAGUUCCUGACAUCACAGAGGCAUCUCCAAAUUCAGGGGAAACACUGUCAGGAAGGAGAAGAGGGAAUUUGGGCACUGGUUUAGGACUUCUGAGUGGAAACAUGGACGGGAUUCACUUUGGGACAACUUGGGACUGAUAAUCAGAGAGAACAGCUGUGAUGUGACAGAUCUUUGUUACCCUCACAAAGUGCAAACAGCCAGGGACCCGGGGGAGCUGCUGGAAUACACUCUGCCCUUUCCCCUAGUACAGCAGAGUUUGAAGUGCUGUGGAGACCUUCUGGGUAUGCCCUCAUCACUGGACAAAAACCACCCUUUUCUGAAGGCUUUCCACUUGAAAAGGAAGGAAGCUGUUUUACCUGCAUGUGACAAUCCCAGAGGACACCGAUCAAGAAACAGGGGAGUGACUUGGUCUUCUGCACUACUUUACUCCUACCCCCAUUUUUUUUAGGGGGAGGGAAGGAUUUUUCCAGUCCAAGAACCUCUUGCCCCCGAGUUUUGGAAGGGGGCUGAAGAAUUGUCACCCAUCUGGGGGUGCAUGAAGGGCAUUGCUUUUCUUUCUGUGUCACCUUGGUUUUGUGGAGGUUUGGAAGAGAACUUUGCCUGGGAGAAGAGGAUGGUCUGGAAGCGGCUGGGCGCCCUGCUGCUGUUCCCGGUGCAGAUGGUGUAUCUGGUGGUGAAAGCUGCCGUGUGCCUGCUGCUGCCGCCCAAGCUGCGAGACCUGUCCCGGGAGAACGUGCUGGUCACCGGCGGGGGCCGAGGCAUCGGCCGGCACCUGGCCCGGGAAUUCGCCAGGAGAGGAGCCAGGAAGAUCAUCCUGUGGGGUCGGACUGAGAAAUGCCUGAAGGAGACCACGGAGGAGAUCAGGAUGAUGGGGACAGAGUGCCACUACUUCAUCUGUGACGUGGGGAAUCGUGAGGAAGUCUAUCGGCAAGCCAAGGCCGUGCGGGAAAAGGUGGGUGACAUCACCAUCCUGGUGAACAAUGCUGCUGUGGUUCAUGGGAAGAGCCUGAUGGACAGCGACGACGAUGCACUGCUCAAAUCCCAGCACAUAAACACCCUGGGACAGUUCUGGACCACCAAAGCAUUCCUGCCAAGGAUGCUGGAGCUCCAGAAUGGGCACAUUGUUUGCCUGAACUCUGUCCUGGCCUUGUCAGCCAUCCCUGGUGCCAUUGACUAUUGCACCUCCAAAGCCUCGUCCUUUGCUUUCAUGGAGAGCCUGACCCUGGGGCUGCUGGACUGUCCUGGAGUGAAUGCCACCACAGUCCUGCCCUUCCACACCAGCACAGAGAUGUUCCAGGGCAUGAGAAUCAGGUUCCCUAGUCUUUUUCCUCCUCUCAAGCCAGAGACAGUGGCGAGGAGGACGGUAGAAGCUGUUCAGACGAAUCAAGCCUUCCUGCUCCUUCCAUGGACAAUGCACGUUCUUGUUAUCCUGAAAAGCAUUCUCCCCCAGGCAGCACUUGAAGAAAUCCACAAGUUUUCUGGGAGCUACACCUGCAUGAACACUUUUAAAGGACGAACAUAGGCUGGCACAAGGACUGUUCUGCAGCGAACCCAGCACAAGCAUGAAAAUCCUACAGGACUGUGAAUCAACAAGUCUUGGCUUUCAGCCUGUUCAUGUGACUUGUGCUGCUCUGAGGCAACACAUUUCUUGCAGGUCAUAUCCAUAGUAACAUGACCUUUGCACAGGAUUGAGUGAGUGGACUAUGGACCCUUGGAAAGAAAAACAGAAAGUGUGAAAUGUUUCUAUGAUGUUUAAUUCUUUAGAGUUCAAUUGUUAAAUCUACUCAUAGUUUUAAGAUGUGAUUUUUGUUCCUUAAGUGUCUGUGGGCUGUCUCAGUGGAGAGGCAGCACAUCCCAUCCCAAGCACACUUUGUGCCCCCUCUCCAGAGGAACUGCCACUGGUUUCAUUUCAGCUUUUUGAAUGGGGAACUUCAAAAUUGCUUUGAAGAACUAAAAGAUAUGGACAUUUAAUGGACGCUUCCUUCUCUUUCUUCACUUUCCAUCCCAUGAUGAAGCUGUUCCCAGCACACACUGGGGAAGGAGCAAGCCAUGAAGCAAUGUUUUCUUUGCUAAAGGCCACCCAGGACUUCCCUUUCUGGGCCCAAAAAAGCUGUUGUACUUCCCCUGUGGAGGCUGGACAGGAAGGCUCAGGCAGCAGAGCUGGGAGUUUAAGUAGUGGAAGAUUCUUUCUGUCACUGAACUCACACGUGAAAUUGUCGUUCUGAUUUUUUUUUUUUUUUUUGUUCAUUUCUGUUAAAAUAUAAAUAUAUUUUUAGUGUUAAUCCCAGACUGCCACACAUGUAGGCAGCAGCACAUUAGGGAUGAACUAAAUCUAGAACUAAAACUAGAGCCUGCUUGUAAAAACAUACAUUCACUGACAUAAUCCAUGCAGAGGAAAAUCCGUUGUAUCAGUCUGCACAGUGAAGUGGAAUAAUGCUCUAAGAGACAGUGCUGUUGUGCUCAUGAGAUGUGAAAUUUGGGAGCACAUUUAGCAAAGACCUGAUUAAAUGCAUUUUGAAUUCAUCUGGGAAUAAACCCGUUGUGCUUUAGGGACAUUGAAACAGGCACUGAUCAGCCAAAAGUGAUAAAUAUGCUUGGACUGAGGUGCCAGAAGCAGCUAGACAUUAUUUAUUUUUGUAAUGAAAUAUUCCCUUUGACAGCCUAGGAAGGGCAGCACUGCAUUCCUAUGCAAAAUGCAGUGAGCAGCACAUUGGAGCACUACUAACAGAGAAAUUAAUAUAAUUGCAAUACAGGAAGUAGCAAGUCCAACUGGAGACACCUGAAUGAAGUGCCUCAAGGGUGGAUGUGUGAUUAAAGGAGUGAAUUUAGGGCUCCUGACUCGAAUUUCGAGCUUUUCUGUAGAUGUCCUGCAUGGCUUGGGGCAAAAUGCAUCAUUUGAAGGAGCACCCUGACCUGCAAAGCAGAUAUUUCUAGUGUUUCCCUACCUCAAAAUUGCAAGUCUGACUACCUAAAUACCUGUCAAAAGCUCAGCAAAUUCAAAUGCAACAUGUUAUAGAAAGGCAAAGCAGUAUAUGUUCAUAGACCAGGAGGUUCUAUACAAAAAUUUAGAUGAGGAAAAACCCAUGUGCCGCAGUGUAUCAUCUCCUAAAAGACUCCUGAGGUACAGCAGAAAAGCUGUGAGCUCUGUUUAAAAUACUCCUUUGGUUCUGCCAUGUAGAAUGGAGACCUGCUACUGACAUGCAAAGGUGUGAGUGUUAAAAUCAGGUCUGACCUUACUGCAGACCAUUGGGUUUCUCCUUUCUGGAGCUCUCCAAAAGAUGCUGCCAGAAGUGCCACUGUUGAAGUGUCUCUGCCUGGGUGAGUGUUUGGAGGGGCUCUCCUGCCUGAGUCAGUGCAGAACCAUAACCUGGAGCACUGUGACACCUCUGAACAUGUUUCUUAAAAUGCAGUUUUCCUUGGAAUUCCUGGUUGUCUGAGGCUCUCUGGAGAGGAUGAAAAGAAACUUCAAUGUCUGUGAUUUUGAGACCCACCCUAAUAGAUGCUUCCAGCUUUAUUUUUUGUCAAUUUUUUUUGAGAAGCCCAACUCACUGAAAAGUCAAGUGCCAUGAGGGGAGAACUCUUCCAGGAUCUGCCUGGAAUACUGAAGGUACCAGGUUUAUCACGAGAGGUUUGGGAGAGGAACUUCCCCUUGUGCUCUCUGAUCCAUUCCAGCUUCUCAUUAAUCCCAGCUGGGUGUGCCAGGCUUGUAGCUGCAAGUGCAAUCAGCUGUGGUGAAAGAGCAGUGUCCCCUUGAAAUUAAACCUUUGUGCUGAGA
Messenger RNA from Vidua macroura (Pin-tailed whydah), 4026 nucleotides. RefSeq names its product dehydrogenase/reductase 3 (gene DHRS3). Gene Ontology annotation, molecular function: oxidoreductase activity, acting on the CH-OH group of donors, NAD or NADP as acceptor. The coding region runs from base 787 to 1773 and encodes 328 amino acids. The record is from RefSeq and is a predicted model, not a curated record. Gene Ontology annotation, cellular component: lipid droplet. Lineage: Eukaryota; Metazoa; Chordata; Aves; Passeriformes; Viduidae. The transcript is spliced from 12 exons.